CGCUCCUAAAGCACGUGAUCUUCCUCUGUUCUCCGUUCAGAGAAGCGCCGAACUCCUCUCUGGUUCCGUCCGUAGGGCAAAUCCAUGGCUCCUGCUGUUCACCCUCCAUCUUCACCUGCACUCCCAAGCGAUUCGGAUGAGAGAUACGCAAAUGUGAAAUGGGAAGAGCUUGGAUUUGCUCUGACUCCUACGGAUUAUAUGUACGUGGCGAAAUGCCAAAAGGGAGAGAGCUUUUCAGAGGGCAAAAUCGUUCCUUAUGGGAACAUUGACAUAAGCCCUUGUUCGGCAAUUCUGAAUUAUGGACAGGGGUUAUUUGAAGGGCUAAAGGCUUAUAGGACAGAAGAUGGACGGUGUCGACUCUUCCGACCUGACCAAAAUGCUCUCCGUAUGAAAAUGGGUGCCGAGAGACUCUGUAUGGCGUAUCCCUCCCUGGAGCAGUUCAUCAGCGCUGUUAAGCAAACUGCGCUUGCCAACAAGAGAUGGGUACCCCCUCCGGGUAAAGGGACCUUGUAUCUUAGGCCUCUUCUGAUUGGGAGUGGUCCUGCCCUCGGCAUUGGACCGGCACCUGAAUUUACGCUAUGUGUAUAUGCAUCUCCCGUCGGAAGCUACCAUAAGGGGACUUCGGGCUUGAACCUCAAAGUUGAUCAUAAGAAUCAUCGAGCUCAUUCUGGUGGAACAGGUGGUGUGAAGAGCUGCACAAAUUACUCUCCGAUCGUGAAACCGUUGCUUGAAGCUAAGUCAUCGGGCUUCUCUGACGUCUUAUUCCUGGACGCAGCAACCGGUAGAAACAUUGAAGAGGUUUCUGCGUGCAACAUUUUCGUUGUUAAGGGAAAUGCUGUGUCUACUCCAGCCACUUCAGGAACCAUUUUACCUGGAAUCACCCGGAAAAGCAUUAUCGACUUAGCUCGUGAUAUUGGCUUCCGGGCUGAAGAACGCGUUGUUCCCGUGGAGGAGCUUCUUGAUGCGGACGAGGUUUUCUGCACGGGCACUGCAGUAGUUGUUAGAGCUGUCGAAACCAUAACCUUCAUGGACAAGAAGAUCGAAUACAAAACGGGAUCGGAAGCGUUGUCCACAAAACUGUAUGAGAUGUUAACGGGCAUUCAGACGGGUCGCCUUGAAGACACAAGAGGAUGGAUGGUUGAGAUCGAUGGCUGCAACGGUUAAAGAUCAUCUCAAGUUCUGAAUCUGUUGUCCUGUCUCUUUGCUGCAGUGUCUCUUUCUGUCUUGUAAGGCUGUGUAAGGUCUUGUCUAGGAUAAGCAGCCGCUCUUUAGUAAACUCAAGACUUCAUGAACAUUAUAAUAAUGCACGCAUGAAUAGCAAAGCGGCGUACUUUGAACAAUGGCGUGAAAUGGACUAAUCAUUA
This is a messenger RNA of Tarenaya hassleriana, 1364 nucleotides long. Its product is annotated as branched-chain-amino-acid aminotransferase 6. Lineage: Eukaryota; Viridiplantae; Streptophyta; Magnoliopsida; Brassicales; Cleomaceae. Bases 85 to 1164 code for a protein of 359 amino acids. Gene Ontology annotation, molecular function: branched-chain-amino-acid:2-oxoglutarate transaminase activity. Gene Ontology annotation, biological process: branched-chain amino acid metabolic process. The transcript has 10 exons. The record is from RefSeq and is a predicted model, not a curated record.